Molecule: messenger RNA, 1872 nt
Organism: Salpingoeca rosetta
Lineage: Eukaryota; Choanoflagellata; Craspedida; Salpingoecidae
Exons: 12
Coding region: 138-1604 (488 amino acids)
Biological process (GO): regulation of cytokinesis; endocytic recycling
Cellular component (GO): cleavage furrow; endocytic vesicle; recycling endosome membrane
Molecular function (GO): calcium ion binding
Source: RefSeq, a predicted model, not a curated record
CUUUCGCUGGCGAAAUCCAAACACGCAACGCAGCAACCACGACAACAAGAACCACACGACAACAACAACAACGAAGAACCCACACGACAGCUGGGGUUGGUUGGUUGGAGGUUGUGUGAUGGGAAGCAGCGAUACGCAUGGCCAUGCCAACGACACUCUCCGAUGAUGACUUGGCGCGGAUCUUCGAGCAGCUGGACGUGGACAAGAAGGGCGUCAUCAGCCUCGACAUCCUGCGCACGUUUGCCAAACAGUCUGGCCUGGAGGACUUGGGAUCGCUGGAGGUGCUGGACUUUGAGAACAACGGGCGGAUCACGUUUGCCAACUUUGUCAAAGGGGUGCGCACGCUGCAAGGGGAGGUUCCAGAGACACCGCGGAUACAGCGCCGCACCGUCGAGCCCAACAUUGCAGCCGAAGACGCCAACGGCAUCAACAGCGAGGACGAGACAGACGAGGACAACAGCAUCAUCUUGCAACACAACCGUACCCACGACACCAUCCGCGAGAAUGACCGAAGCAGUGGCGGCGGCAGCGAGCUUGCAUCCCACCCAGACGUCAUGCUGGACGUCAGCAGCAUUCCAUCAGACCAAGACGAGUUUGAGCCACUAUCGCCACAGUCCCUGGCGAGUCGAGACGUUGAUGCAGACAGCGGAUGGUCGUCCAAGCACGCCAGCCAAUCCAGCCCGCGGAACAGGCGAACCAGCCGGUCAUCGUCGCUGGAGCGCCAGAUACAAGAUCAAGAAGCAAAGAUUCUUGAGCUGCACCAGCUGGUGGAGGAUGUGCAGUUUGAACACCGCAGCGACAAGGACGAAAUUGAUGAUCUCCGCGCAAAGUGCAAACGCCUUGAGCAAAGGUGCGCCGAGUAUGAGGCGCAGCUCGACGGCGUGGAGGAGCAACUGGAGCACUCCAGGGUCGACGAGAUGAACACAACGUGCACGCAGCUGAGACGCGAGAAGGAGGAGAUACAGAAGGAGCUGACAGCACGGUGCGCGGAGUUGGAAGAAUCACUGGCGACAGUGUCCAGCGAACGCGACAGAUUGAAGGAGGACCACGACGUAUUGAAGCACUCCAUGCGAGAGGAGCAGCAGGUGACGAAGCAGCUGCGGCUGCACGUCAUUGAACUUCAGGGCACAAUCGCUGCGCUGGAGACAGAUCGCGAGCAGACAAUUGAGGGCAUCAAGACACAGACAGAGGGGGCACUUGAGGCGUCGCUAUCGGAACAGGCGCAAAAGUUCGAGUCUGAGAUUGAGGAAUUGCAGAGUGAACUUGAAACAUUACGGCACCGACACGCGGUGGAGAUGAAGGAGAUGGAGUCACAACGGACGGCACUUGAGCAAGAGCUCCAGCAGGCACACCAGGACCACAAGCGGUUGGAGAAGAAGCACAGUGAGCUCGAGCGACAGCUGAUUCACAAAGGAAUGGAGCUUGCAGCAGCACCAACGCGCGAUGACGAGUCACUGGCCGCGCAGAUGAGCGACGCUUCGCGCGAUGACCUGAUGCGCGAUUUGCGGGAGCAGGAGGAGCGGUUGCGGCAGCAGCAGGCGUACAUCGGCCACUUGCUCAACCACGUCAUCGAACGCAUCCCAGAUGUGCUCGAGAUCAAGUGACGGUAAUGGUGAUGGUGGUGGUGGUGGGCAUGGUGGUGGAGACACCAGUGGCGGUGGGAUGUUGUCACUUCAUCCUGUUCCCCCCCCCCCCCGCCUCUUGCGCCUCUACCCACCCCUACCCCUCUCGCCAUCACAAGCAUGUGCAUGCAGUGCUGCUGUUACAACGGCGAUUGUUUUGUGUUGAAUGUGCAUAUCUUUGGGUGCUCAGUUUGGCUUAGGUGGCUGUGGAUUGUUUUCGCUCAUUAGGAGGAGUAAAACAUGCAAGCAG